This is a messenger RNA of Drosophila sechellia, 2042 nucleotides long. It is a transcript of the gene Socs36E, whose product is annotated as Suppressor of cytokine signaling at 36E. The record is from RefSeq and is a predicted model, not a curated record. Gene Ontology annotation, biological process: phosphatidylinositol phosphate biosynthetic process; intracellular signal transduction. Lineage: Eukaryota; Metazoa; Arthropoda; Insecta; Diptera; Drosophilidae. Bases 54 to 1943 code for a protein of 629 amino acids. The transcript has 3 exons. Gene Ontology annotation, molecular function: 1-phosphatidylinositol-3-kinase regulator activity. Gene Ontology annotation, cellular component: phosphatidylinositol 3-kinase complex.
AAAGCAACCGGAGGUCCACGCCAACUAGGACUCUGCCCCACCUCGAGCUUCCAAUGGGUCAUCACCUUAGCAAGUUCUCAGCACGCGCCAAUAGCCAGGAAAAGAGAGAACCGCCCGCCAGCUCGAGCCCCAGGGAUUCAGCAGCACUAGUAGAGGCGAUCAGCGUGGACGAGGAGGAGCUGCAGGUGGAAGAGAUCCUCACGGAGGCCACAGUCUCAGCAGCCACUGCCGCCACAUCGCCGGCGGAAGUGCGUCAGAUCAUCAUCAAAAUCCAGCUGGCCAAAAUGGAGAACGGCAAUCCGGUGGCCGCUGGUCAGGUGGAAAGUUUCGCGGAGGUGGUGGAACAGGAGGAGCAGCAGCGGCAAUGCGCAGGUGGUGCCACCGACGACGACGCCGCCGCCUUGUCUGCGGAUUCGCUGAAUGCAAAUGGGCAGAUUGUGAAUGUGACCCUGGAGGGCGGCUACGGCGAGGUGGGCGUGGUGACAAAUCGAACUGCUGGCAGUUCGCCGGAAGCGCCCAAAACCGAACGACAGCCCGUGAAUAACAACAGUUUAGCGGGAAGCGUCGGCGCUGCGAUAAGUACGUUACAACUGCACGACAACCACGGCGGCAACGCCAACUGCCCCUUGGAAGCCGACGACGAUGACGACCUGGAUGAGUCGCUGCUGCGUCGGCGUCGCAGCAACAGCAACAGCCGCAGCAACAUCCACCACCACCCGGAGCAGCAGCAGCAGCACGAGGCCGAAGUCGUCGAGUAUUGCGAAGUGCUCGAGUCGCUGCCAGUCAGCAAUAUGUUGUCGGCGGGAACGCAACACAGCAGCAAGCCAGUUUUCAGAAGCAAUAAUAGCAACAGUUGCUGCCGCAGUCGCAGUAAAGCACUUUCAAUGGGCGCAGCAACAUCCUCCGCCUCCGGGUCCGCAUCCACAUCCGCGUCCGCAUCCACAUCCUCCAAGCGGCGAUGCUGCAAGUGCAAGUGUCGCGACGCCUUCCGUGGAUUGAGGGACAUGCUGCCGAGCAGCAGCAGUUCCGUGAGCAAUAAAAAGGAUGCCGCUGCGGUGGUGGCGACGGUUCCGAGGAAAUCCCGGACAGCUGACCGCCGCUCCACACCGCCCACGCUGGGCACAUCGAGUGGGAGCUCCCAACGCCGGAUGCAGAGCCAAAGGAUGCGGAAUUCGGUCGCCGUUCCGGACGCCAGCCAUCACCAUCAUCAGCUCAUCAUUCGGAUCACAUCGCCGGGCUUCGUGGUCGAGUCGCCCAAUGGCGGACGCGUAACUGUGGUAACCGAGCCCGCACCCCAGUCGCCCCAGACUCCGCCCCGGCCACGCCCCCAGGCUACGGUCGUCCCUGCCGGAGGGGCUGGCCAUGCCGGAAUCGGAGUCGCCCGCAACAUGACCGUGCACUCGCAAAUCGACUUCAUGCACUGCCUGGUUCCCGAUCUGGAGAAGAUCACGAACAGCAGCUUCUACUGGGGCAAGAUGGACCGCUACGAGGCGGAGCACCUGCUCGAGGGCAAGCCGGAGGGCACGUUCCUGCUGCGCGACUCCGCUCAGGAGGAGUUCCUCUUCUCGGUCACAUUCCGCAAGUACGGCAGGUCACUGCACGCCCGCAUCGAGCAGAGCGGUCACAAGUUCAGCUUCGACUGCCACGAUCCGUGCGUCUUCACGGCGCCCACGGUGACAGGACUUUUGGAGCACUACAAGGACCCCGCCUGCGUGAUGUUCUUCGAGCCCUGCCUGACGAUACCCCUGCACCGAAGGCAGACCUUCUCCCUGCAGCAGCUCUCCCGGGCGACCAUUGUGUCCAACACCAGCUACGACGGGAUCAACCAGAUGGAGCUGCCCGGCCGGCUGAAGAGCUACCUCAAGGAGUACCACUACAAGCAGAAGCUGCGCGUCAAGCCCAUCGACCAGAACACCCCGGUGCCGUACUACGGCAAUGUAUAGCGGGAGGAGCAGCAGGUGGGCUUCACCUACUACGAGGACGUGGAGAGCGGCAGCGAGGUGGACGAGGACGACGACGAGGGCGUCAACAUCCGGGUCUCC